AUGAAAUGGGACCCUUUUUCUAGUCAAGGCGUUGUUGCAGCUGGUGGUAAAGGAGAAGGCAAUAGUAUGUACAAUUUGAAUGUACCAAUUGCAGUUGCUGUUGACCAAAUGGGAACUGUUUAUGUACUUGAACAUAACAAUCAUCGUGUGACACGCUGGUUUAAAGGUGCACAGGUCGCAAGUGUAAUUGCUGGUGGAAACGGAUUUGGUAAUGGAGCACAUCAACUGCAGUUUCCUCAUUAUUUGACUUUCGAUCGACAUGGAAAUUUAUAUGUAGCUGAUACUUUUAAUCAUCGUAUCCAAAAGUUUGCGAUCGACAAACGUCUUUGUAAUUCACCUUAG
This is a messenger RNA of Rotaria sp. Silwood2, 342 nucleotides long. The record is from the annotation of a GenBank genome assembly. Lineage: Eukaryota; Metazoa; Rotifera; Eurotatoria; Philodinida; Philodinidae.